This is a messenger RNA of Cicer arietinum (chickpea), 984 nucleotides long. RefSeq names its product transcription factor MYB106-like. The record is from RefSeq and is a predicted model, not a curated record. NCBI's taxonomy places the organism in Eukaryota, Viridiplantae, Streptophyta, Magnoliopsida, Fabales, Fabaceae.
UCUAUAUCUAAUUAGAAGUUUGUCAUUUGAAAAUGAGUACUAGGAGGCCAUGUUGUGAGAAGGUAGGGUUGAAGAAAGGACCAUGGACAUCAAAAGAAGACAAAAAGCUUAUACCAUAUGUUACUACUCAACAUGGCCAUCAAAACUGGCCUUCUUUGCCCGCCAGAGCAGGUCUUCAAAGAUGUGGGAAGAGUUGUGGACUGAGGUGGAUUAACUAUCUAAAACCUUAUAUGAAACGAGGAAACUUCAGCUUGGAGGAAGAUCACACUAUUAUUCAAUUGCAUGAUCUUCUUGGGAACAAAUGGUCAACAAUAGCAACUCUCCUACCAAAGAGAACAGACAAUGAUAUAAAGAAUCAUUGUAAUACUAACAACAAAAAGGACAAAAAUGUCAAUGUUAUCAAACACAUGGCUCAAUGGGUGAGUGUUAGAUUGGAAGCUGAAUCAAGAUUAUCAAAUUUAUCAAUAUCAUCACUAUCAAACAAGAACAACAACAAUGCAAUGUAUAACUCUUGUUCUAUCAUGCUUGCAAUUGAUCAUGAUGAUCCUCUUUCUCCAAUAUCCAAAUUGAACUUUCAUAGUAUUGAGCUUCAUGUUCCUACCAAUAAUGAGUUGUGUUCACUAUCAUAUGAGAGUGAUCAUAGUGAUAGUAAUAUGAUGGAAACUACUAAUGGUGAAGAGAUCAUGGAUGGCUAUGUUUUGCAAGAUGAUGAUGAUAUAAUGGAAGCAUUUAGAGAUCAUUCCUUCAAUGGUCACACUAUCAUGGAAUUCAAUGGAAAUGGAAAGGGUAAUUUGGAUACUAGCAUUUCAUUUUUGAAAUAAUGAUCUCUCUUCCUAGGCGAUUCGAGAAGCACGUGCUCUUAUUUAUUCUCCAUUGUAAUUCUUACUUUUUAACAUGGUUUUAAAUUACACUUUGUAGUAAUUGAUAUGGUUGUAAUUACGAUCACUGUAAUUACACCUAAACGUGACAUUAUAAUAAUUUUUU